AUGGUGCGUAAGUUGGAGAUUACUAUGCCAUUUCACGAGGUUAUCACUCAGAUGCCAUCCUACGUCAAAUUCCUAAAGGACAUUCUCACAAAGAAACGAGUCAUCGAGAAAGAAACCAUCACGCUCAAUCCCGAGUGCAGCGCCAUUCUUAAGCACGAUCUGCCACCAAAAAUGUCAGAUCCAGGUGCCAGUGUCAGUCUCCUACCACUCUCCAUCUACAAGAAACUCAACGUGGGAGAACUCAAACCAACUCGCAUGGCUCUUCAACUAGCUGAUCGUUCUGUCAAAUAUCCUCUCGGUAUUCUCGAGGACAUCCCGCUGAAAGUCGGCGAUUACUAUGUACCUGUCGAUUUCGUUAUGAUUGACAUGGACGAAGACUCCAAAAUCCCGAUUAUUCUAGGACGACCGUUCUUAAACACCGCUGACGCCAUUGUCCACUGUGACACCCGUAUCCCGAUUCUCAUAAACAGGAUGCAUCACAUGGACUAA
This is a messenger RNA of Tarenaya hassleriana, 489 nucleotides long. RefSeq lists its product as uncharacterized. NCBI's taxonomy places the organism in Eukaryota, Viridiplantae, Streptophyta, Magnoliopsida, Brassicales, Cleomaceae. The record is from RefSeq and is a predicted model, not a curated record. The coding region runs from base 1 to 489 and encodes 162 amino acids. The transcript has 2 exons.